Messenger RNA from Trichoderma citrinoviride, 292 nucleotides. RefSeq lists its product as hypothetical. NCBI's taxonomy places the organism in Eukaryota, Fungi, Ascomycota, Sordariomycetes, Hypocreales, Hypocreaceae. The coding region runs from base 35 to 211 and encodes 58 amino acids. The record is from RefSeq and is a predicted model, not a curated record. The transcript has a single exon.
CACGCCCUCGCAUGCUUCUCGAGAACGUGCCAACAUGCAACAUCAUCUCGUGGACUCUCCAGGCCCUGGUCCGGCUUGCAUCCUGGUCGCGGAGGGAAGGGGAAUAGGCCGGCUGUCGCUGUCACACCAUGACUGCUCCCUGCAUGUCGACCAAAAUGGCAUGCCUCUAUACGAAACAAGGUUAGACAGCUGCUCGAAGAUAGUCGACUGAGGCAAGGUAAGGAUCAACUAGCGCUAGCCAGCUCCUGGCUGCUCGGGAUUCGUUCGUAACUCUGGCCAUACAGGCGCCGAC